This is a messenger RNA of Durusdinium trenchii, 1530 nucleotides long. The record is from the annotation of a GenBank genome assembly. Lineage: Eukaryota; Dinophyceae; Suessiales; Symbiodiniaceae.
AUGGAUGAUCCAUUUGCCGUUCUACGGAUUCCUUCUUUUACGGUGCGCAAGGAAUCUGAUCUACCCAAGUUGAAGGAGAGGGCUAAGAACUUAGUGAAGCAGUAUGAGAAAGUCAACAAGUUUGACAAAGCCCGUGAAGUUGAAGUGGCUUACAGAAGUGUGAAGGAAAUGGUCAUCAAGAGAGCCAACUGCGCCGGGUCAAAAGCCUUCAACAAAGUGAUGGUGAAUCGGCCUGCAAAGUCGUCCUCCGAAAAGGUGCCGGAGAAGUCCGGGGAAAAGUCCGGUCCCAAAAACCCUGCCGAGGUUCAUUUUCUGAAAGCUCAGGGUGCCAGGGGCACAGCGAGCGCAGGCACAGCCGCGGCUAGCGAAAAGCCGGUGCCUGCCCCAUCGCAACCCUGCAAGAGCCGCGAGGAGCGGCUGAAAGAAAAGCUGGAAGCUAGAAGAGCCGCUGCCAGCGAGAAAGACAAGAGAGCAGCUGCCAUUAAAGAGAAGCUGGCGGCAAAACGUGCCAAGAAGAAUGGAGACGCACUCCCAAGUGCAAGCUCUCCGGUUGAGUCAAUGCCAUCCCUUGAAAACAUGGCUAGUCCCGACAGCUCUGGUGUGGAAGCCGAUGCCGACCAUCGGAAGGAGGCUGGAGCGGGUACUGAUGAGCACAGUCACAAUGCAAGUCCCGACCAGAAUCCUCAUCCUCAAGGUCCUGACGGUGAUGACGGUCCCAACAUGCCUGAAGAAGACAUGGCGGGCGGCUACCUUUGGAGAGCAGCUGGCCUAGUUCUUGCAACUUUGUACCCGGACUGGGACUUCAUCAGAAAUGCAUGCUUUCACCUACCACCUGCACACGGGGCUAAGACCUUGAGAUUUCAAGAGUCACCGUGGAGGUCUGAAGCACCGGUGACGGCGCCAAGCGAGAUGCAGGUCACAGGUCAGCUGGGCGCAGUCAUGAGCGAGUCCAGCAGCAUCUCUCUCACGUACGCGCGCAUGUUCAUCCGGGAGCUGGACCCUCAGAAAUCAUUUCUCGACCAGGCCCAAAUACAUUUGAACGUCCCAGAAGGUGCCACCCCCAAGGAUGGCCCGUCAGCUGGGGUGACGAUGGCUGUGGCGUUGGUGAGCUUGGCACUGGAAGUUCCUGUGAGGCCAGAUGUGGCCAUGACUGGAGAGCUGAGCUUGAUGGGAAAGGUCUUGAAGGUGGGUGGCAUCCAAGAAAAGGUCAUUGCUGCUCGACGAGAGAAUGUCAAGACGAUACUCAUGCCACGGCAGAACGAGGCAGACUUCACCGAGAUCAAAGAGUAUUUACGAGCUGGCCUCACUGCUCACUUUGUCGAUCAUUUCGACGAUGUAUAUAGAUAUGCCUUCGAAGGCACAGAGGCGCCGCCGUUGCCGUUUCAGCCCAGGGGUCUACCCGCCAAGACCGUGGUGACACCGGCUGAUGCCAUGCCUCCACCACUCCCCGAGGCCCCACGUCGUGUUGAGACCUGUUUUGCCGAACUGACUCGCAGAAAGAUCAGAAAAUCAUGUGAUGUGGUUGCUUGA